Drechmeria coniospora is the source of this 330-nucleotide messenger RNA. RefSeq lists its product as uncharacterized. The transcript has a single exon. Bases 1 to 330 code for a protein of 109 amino acids. NCBI's taxonomy places the organism in Eukaryota, Fungi, Ascomycota, Sordariomycetes, Hypocreales, Ophiocordycipitaceae. The record is from RefSeq and is a predicted model, not a curated record.
AUGCCUUCGGUCAAAAACCCCAACGGCCCGUCCAAGAACCGGCUGGUGGCACGCGCCUCCAAGGCCAGGUCCGUUGCACGAAAGCGCGGCGAGGAGGCCCGGAACAAGAUCAGCAAGGCGGACACGACGCGAGGCGCGCGGCCAGGCAUUCUCCCGACGAGCGGCCCAAAGGCAAAGUUGAGCGCCAAGAAGCAGAGGAAGUUGGAGAAGAAGAUGGGGUACGCGCUGAAGCGGAGGAUGGAGGCUGAGGGUGAGGCCGAGAUGAAAGGCAAGUGCAUCGAUGCCCCUCUCCUUUCCUCCCCACGCACAUCCCUUCGUCCCAGAAGCUAG